Messenger RNA from Tetrahymena thermophila SB210, 1443 nucleotides. RefSeq lists its product as hypothetical. Lineage: Eukaryota; Ciliophora; Oligohymenophorea; Hymenostomatida; Tetrahymenidae. The record is from RefSeq and is a predicted model, not a curated record. The transcript is spliced from 2 exons.
AUGGGGAAACAAUUAUCAGUUAGCUAUAGUAUUGUUAAUUUAUCUAUUAAUUUAUUUUAAAAUGCUUAGAUAGUUGAUACGUUAUUCUUUGAAACUUCUUCAAUUAGCAUAUAUCCUUACUUUUAAUAAUUAAUAUUAAUAAAUGAUAGCAUAUUUUUAUUUUUUUAGUUUAAAAAUUUAACUAUAGUUAAAGUUGAUUUUGAAGAGAUUAAACUAGAAAUAUGUAUGCAAAUAAACAUAUUUAGUUUACCUGAUAAUUACUUCUAUGAUCAAGUGAGAAAUCAAAUAUUUAUGUUGUACUAAUAAAAUUUAUAGCUAAGCUAAUUAAACUUAAACAAUACGAAUCCUAUAGAAACUUUUUUAUUCAAUUUUAAUGAAGGAGAUACUACUCAAUCUUUUAUUUUAAGCGAUUUUAUUAUUCUUCCCUCUACUAACACAAUAUAAAUAUAUAAUUAUAUUUAAAACUAAAAUUACUAAUGGCUUUUUCCAAGUGAUUCUCUAAUUAAGUUUGUUUUUAAACUAUAAUUUAAAGAUUAUGAUAAUUACUCUACGAAUUGGUGGAAUGUUCCAUUUGACUAUGAAGAAAGAUAUAAUAACAAUGAUAGCUAAGAAUAAGAUUAAAAGCUUAUAUGCAUAGUAACUUAAGGAUUAAACGACUUAAAUGUCUAAAUAAUAAAUGUCGGAACCAAAUAGAUAAUAAAUUCUUAUUAUGUUUAUUAUUCUUAAAUAACUAAUAUUGUAGGUGAUCCUUUUAGAAAACUCAUAUAUAUGGUUAAUAACUAAGGGAAUACAUUAGUGUUUUCAUAUACAUUAAAUUUGAUAACAAAUAUUUAAAAUGCUUGUUUAAAAUAAGCAAUUAUUUCUUAUGAUUCUGAUUUUGUAUACUCCAUAUGUCCUAAUGACAUUAUAAUUUAUAAUGGGCUAAGUUUCUAGUAGUAAUUCCCAUAAAUUAAUCAUGGAAUUUAAGAAGUUUAAAAUUUUAUUAACACCAGGUAUAAUAACUACUUUAUAAUAAUUUAAAAAUUUAAAUUUUCUGUUAUUUAAAUGGAUGCUUUAACUGAUUAUAAAUUAAUAUAUGAAACUAAUCAAAGUUAUUAGAAGCUACUGAAUAUGUAAAUUGUUUAAAAUUCAAGUUUAUAGAAUUAUUUAGAUCUGUUACUCUGUUCGUAUGAAAGUACACAUCGCUUAACAAUACCUUUAUAAUAGAACUAAACAUGCUAUAUAGGUAUUUAAUAAUAAAAUAGACCCCUUGAAAACAUUUACACAAAUAUGACACUAAUAUAAAGUUUGACAAAUUUAUAAAAUUCAAAUUCUAAUUAGAAGCUCACUCUUAUCGAAAUAGAAUAUCAAGAUGGAUAAUAUUUGUAAACUGUAAAUUUUAAUUAAAUUAAUAAAGGGAAUUUAGAUUAAAAUUAUGAAAUGACUUUUAAAUGUUUAAUAUGA